This is a messenger RNA of Anguilla anguilla (European eel), 1899 nucleotides long. Its product is annotated as probable N-acetyltransferase CML5. The record is from RefSeq and is a predicted model, not a curated record. The transcript has 2 exons. Gene Ontology annotation, molecular function: N-acetyltransferase activity. NCBI's taxonomy places the organism in Eukaryota, Metazoa, Chordata, Actinopteri, Anguilliformes, Anguillidae. Bases 40 to 774 code for a protein of 244 amino acids.
GAGCUCCUCAAAAGCUGGAGAGCUGGAGGCACAGAAAACAUGAAGAUGCAGUAUGUCAUCCGUCACUACCAGCCCUCAGAUAAAGAACUCAUCGUCCCGCUGUAUCGCCUUGUGGUGAAGGAGCAGGCCUACUCAGCGUUCAGGAGGGUCAUGAGGCGUCCGGAUUACAUCUGUGUGACCUUAAGCGUCUGCGUGAUGGGCUACAUCUUGGGUGGGAGCUCCAGCGCCUGUGCCCUGCUGGCCGGCGGAGCUUGGGCUGGGCUGGUGUACUACUGCUGUCGCGAUGUGUACCGCGGCUACAUCAGGAAGAACCUCAGCUCGGGCCUCGCCGACGUCCCGUCCUUCCUGCGGGAGCGGCCCGACGCCGGCUUCUGGCUGGCAGAGGCGGAGCUCGCUGGCGGCUUACAGAUCGUCGGCAUGGUAGCCGUGGCGGGGAAGAGCGACGGAGGAGGAGGAGGAGGAGGAGGAGGAGCUGACGGGAGAGACGGCGGCGGAGCGACGGAGAGGCGUGCGGAGUUACACUACCUGAUCGUGGCGCCCUGGUGCCGCCGGACCGGGCUGGGCUCCCGGCUGGUGCAGACGGUCCUGCACUUCUGCCGGGAGCGUCGGUUUGCCAGAGUCGUCCUGGAAACCACCUCUGCGCACACCGCCGCCAUUGCCUUGUACCGCGGGAUGGGCUUCGUGCACACGCUCACACACAGCAGCACGGCGUCGUCUCGCUGGGUCACCGGGCUGUCUGGGGUCACUGCUUUACAGCUGGAACACGAGCUCUGACAGUGUGCUACAUGGGUACCCAGCCCCAUGGGUACUAUUAAUUAACUAUUAAUGUGUAAUUUUAAUAAUUUAUUAAUAAUAUUAUAGUUGGAACAUUUCCUAAAUUAGACUGAUUCAUUAUCUUUAAAUUACACUCGCAUUUGUAAAAGAAUGAUAUAACCAUAUCCCCUACAUUAAAUGGUGCCCUGUGUGAGUAUUAAAGUUACGUAUGUCCCCUACAUCACACACUUGUGCCUGGUUUAAAUGGUUUAGUCCUUACAGAACCUCUCCUUUCUAAAGAUCAUACAGGAAAAUAUGCCCACCAAUCUGCAAGUGGCUUCAUUCUGUCUAAUGUGUUCAUUCCCAAUUCUGGGUUAAAAAGCAUUAUGUCAUGAUUACCGGCAUCACAUACUAAUAAACAUUUGUGCUGACCUCCGUCUACAUAUAGUUUUAAAGCAGAGAAAGGAGUAAGUUAAUGGCCUUGGACCAGCAAUUACUAUAUGUGAUUUAACAUUUUUACAUGAUACUGCAGCGAUGAGACAUCCUGAAUAUGAAAAAAAGCAUACAGUGUAAAAAUAGUUGCCAGCUACUGCGAUAAGAAAAACAUGUAUUUAAAUGAAAAUUAUGUAAUAUAUAUCAUGAUAUUUUGGUGUCUUUUCAUACCUGUAUAAUAUUUUGCAUCUCUAAUUCAAAAAUCUCACAAGCAUGGGUCCAAGUGCAGGUCUGUCCUGAACAAAAUAGCUAGUUGGAAGUAAAUUAAACCGUAUAUAAAACUGCACAAGCAAUCAUCUCCAAAUACAAACGUUUGUACCUUUAAGCAUUGGUAGGUUAAAACCUGAAGCUACAUUUAUAACAAACACAAGUGGAUUUUAUUUUUAAUGCAAUCAUAUAUUUUUUUUUUUGGAUUCAAUUACUCUAUUUAUUGCAGGACCGUUUAUUUGCGCCCGUCUCAUCAGAGGCUGCUCUGGGAGGGAGGGGCUAGAUCAGCAGGGCAUUCCCCACCUCACUGCUCCUUAGCAGCUCCUCUGGCUCAACGGGAUUGGACAGCAAUUUCGACUUGGCAUUCCAGACUGGGAGAAAAAUCCGGUUAGUCAUAAAGGACUGAGCACCACAAUUUUGUGCAAAAUUAAAUGCCUUUUUAUUAUC